Pseudophryne corroboree (corroboree frog) is the source of this 2538-nucleotide messenger RNA. RefSeq names its product prolyl 3-hydroxylase 2 (gene P3H2). Gene Ontology annotation, cellular component: endoplasmic reticulum. The coding region runs from base 117 to 2168 and encodes 683 amino acids. Gene Ontology annotation, biological process: collagen metabolic process. The transcript is spliced from 15 exons. NCBI's taxonomy places the organism in Eukaryota, Metazoa, Chordata, Amphibia, Anura, Myobatrachidae. Gene Ontology annotation, molecular function: L-ascorbic acid binding; protein binding; iron ion binding. The record is from RefSeq and is a predicted model, not a curated record.
CGGCUGCUGCCUAGUCUGUGUGUGAGUCAGUCAGGGCUACACAUGGUGCUGAGAGGAGAAGCACAGACCCUUUUUUAAAGGGAUCCAGACCCUGUGUGAGUGGGAUCAGAGCAGACAUGUUGUUCCAGGAGCUGUGUGUCCCAUUACUUCUAUCUGUACUGCAGUCCUCCUCCGUCCAGAGUCUGGAUCCCUAUGACCUGCUGUAUGACAGCGGGAUUGAGGCAUACUACAGAAAUGACUAUGAAAAGGUGGUUGAGUAUAUGGAAAAGGCAAUCAGCAGCUUCACUCAGCUCAGGCAGACCAAGAUAAGCUGCAGGGUGGGCUGCAAGCGCAGGUACCCCAUUGAACUGGUCCCCAGUAACUGGGAUAUAACUUUAGCUGGAGUCCUGCUGCUUCGGGCAGCCUGUGCCAGGCAGUGCGAGGAGGGCAGGCUGGGGACACUGUCCAGGCACAGAGUCAGUGAGGACAUCAAGAGUGAGUUCCACCGGAGGAUUCCCUACAACUUCCUUCAGAGGGCGUACUUUAAGCUAAAUCAGCUGGAUGAGGCGGCAAAAGCUGCUCAUACAUUUUUCAUGGCCAAUCCAGAGCAUAUGGAAGUGCAGAAAGACUUAAAGAGUUACCAAGUAAACCCAGAUGUCCCACUGAUUGACAGAGAGCGACGUGCUUAUAUGGAUGAUUACCAUACAGGUAUGAAGCUGUAUGAUCAGGAGCAAUACGAGCAGGCUAUUAGGCACUUUGAGGAGGCUUUGAAAGGCUAUUAUCAAGCUGAUGUGGAUUGCAGAGCCAUGUGUUGGGGACCACAAAAGUUUGAUGAAUAUGAAUAUGUAGACUACAGUGCCACCCUGUAUGAAGCCAUUGCAGAUCACUACAUCCAGAUUUUGGCUUGUGAACACGAGUGUGUGAGAGACCUUUCCACACGCCCUGGACGUUUGUCACCAAUUGAGAACUACCUUCCCUUGCACUAUGACUUCCUGCAGUUCAGCUACUACAGAGUUGGGGAUCAUGUGAAAGCGCUGGAAUGUGCCAAGUCAUACAUGUUGUUCCAUCCUCAGGAUACAGAUGUGUCUGAGAAUGUCAGCUAUUAUGAAAGCUUUAUAACUGACUAUUUGUAUCCAGCUGACAUCAAACCUAGAAAGGAUGCUGCAGAUUUUGUUAGACGUCACAGGCUGGAAUCAGCAAUCCUCCAUACUGCAGCUGAAGGACUGGGAUUUUCAUACAAUGAGCCGGACUUUUGGGUUACUGGUGGGGACCGGCAAGAUGAAAACAGGAUCCCAUCUGGGACUGCGCUGACCGAUGUCACUGGACUCUUAUCAGGAAAAAAGGCUGUGCUCAGAGUUGACCGAGAGCUAAGGGAGGGGGGCCCCUUGGUAUACGAUAAUGUGAAACUUGUGCACAAUUCAGAGUAUCUUAAUGGCACUCAGAGAGUCCAGCUCGAUAACGUUAUUACAGAGGACGAAUGUCAAGAGCUGCAGGGAGUAGCCAAUACCAUAGUGCUAGCUGGAGAUGGAUACAGGGGUAAAACUUCACCUCAUACUCCAAAUGAGAAGUUUGAAGGUGCCACAGUGCUAAAGGCUUUAAAGUACGGCUAUGAAGGUCACAUGCCAAUGAAAAGUGCUCGCUUGUUUUACGAUGUGAGUGAAAAGGCUAGAAGAAUUGUACAGUCAUACUUCAUGCUGAACACUACACUCUACUUCUCUUAUACACACCUAGUGUGCAGGACAGCUCUGCAGGGUCAGCAGGACAAUAGAAAUGAUUUGAGUCAUCCUAUUCAUGCUGAUAAUUGUCUGCUAGAUCCAGAAGCCAAUGAAUGUUGGAGGGAGUCACCGGCCUACACAUACCGAGAUUAUAGUGCUCUCCUAUAUCUUAAUGGGGAUUUUGAUGGCGGAGAAUUUGUAUUCACUGAAAUGGAUGCUAAAACUGUCACUGCUGCCAUAAAGCCUAAAUGUGGUCGGUUGGUUGGGUUCUCUUCUGGAGGGGAGAAUCCUCAUGGGGUUAAAGCUGUCACCAGAGGGCAGAGGUGCGCUGUCGCUCUCUGGUUCACGUUAGAUCCGAUGUACAGAGAACUGGAACGGCUGCAGGCGGAUCAGGUCAUACAGUCACUAGACCAUACUGAUCAUAUAAGUGGAGGAAGAGAAGAGCUGAAUAUCAACCCUAAGGAUGAGCUAUAACAAGGGAUGUUUGAUUAAAAAAGAGUAUUUAUUAAUUAUUAAUCUUAUUAGAACAUUUUAUUUUUGUACAAAGCAUAAAAUGUAAUGUAAAUAAUAAGCCACAAGAAGGAGCUCAAAUUAUAUUUCCCCUGAAGCGUUUUUUUUUCUCUAUUCUAUAUAUUGUACAGUUUUUGUUUCCUGGAAUUUACUACUGAGAACUGUACUGUAUUUGUGUUUCUAGAAUGUUGUUGUCGCCAGUAUUAUAAUUAGUAUUAAUUCCAUAAUAAUGCCCCAUAUGUAUUCUGCUACUGGAAGAAACCCUGCGAGGAGCUGGAUUGUUUCCUGGCCAGAGUUACACAUCUUAUACUGUAAAUGAAUCUGUUGGUCUGUU